AUGUCCACUGGAGAUUUUUUAAACAAAGGUAUUGAACUUGUUCAAAAAGCCAUUGAAGCAGAUAAUGCAACGCGAUACGAAGAAGCAUAUCAAUUAUAUUAUAAUGGAUUAGAUUAUUUAAUGCUUGCAAUUAAAUAUGAAAAAAAUCCAAGAUCAAAAGAACUUAUAAGAACUAAAUUUACAGAAUAUUUAUCAAGAGCUGAAAAUUUAAAAGAACAUCUUGAUAAGAAGGAAAAAGCUGCUGAAUCAAAUACAAAUGGUAGUACAAAGAGUAAGAAGAAUGGUACGGGAGGAGGAAGUGGAGAUGAUGAUGAUGAUUCUGAUACAAAAAAAUUAAGAGGUGCAUUAUCAAGUGCAAUUUUAUCAGAAAAACCAAAUGUUAAAUGGGAAGAUAUUGCAGGAUUAGAAUUAGCUAAAGAAGCAUUAAAAGAAGCUGUGAUAUUACCAGUUAGAUUCCCACAUUUAUUCACGGGGAAUAGAAAACCUUUAUCAGGAAUAUUACUUUAUGGACCACCAGGUACAGGUAAAUCAUAUUUAGCAAAAGCAGUGGCAACAGAAGCAAAUUCAACAUUUUUCAGUGUUAGUUCAUCAGAUCUUGUUAGUAAAUGGAUGGGAGAAAGUGAAAGAUUAGUUAAACAAUUAUUUAAUAUGGCUAGAGAAAAUAAACCUUCAAUUAUUUUCAUUGAUGAAGUUGAUGCAUUAUGUGGACCAAGAGGUGAGGGAGAAAGUGAAGCUUCAAGACGUAUCAAGACUGAAUUAUUAGUUCAAAUGAAUGGUGUUGGUAAUGAUGCAAGUGGUGUUUUAGUAUUGGGUGCAACAAAUAUUCCAUGGCAAUUAGAUGCAGCUAUAAGACGUCGUUUUGAAAAAAGAAUAUAUAUCGCUUUACCAGAAGUUGAAGCAAGAGCCAAAAUGUUUGAAUUAAAUGUUGGUGAUACACCAUGUGAAUUAAAUUCCAAAGAUUAUAGAUUAUUAGGUGAAAUGACUGAGGGUUAUUCAGGUGCAGAUGUUGCAGUUGUUGUUAAAGAUGCAUUAAUGCAACCUAUAAGAAAAAUUCAAAGUGCAACACAUUUUAAAAGAACUGAAGAAAAUAAAUUAAAACCUUGUUCACCUGGUGAUUCAGAUGCAAUUGAAAUGAAUUGGAUGCAAAUUGAAGCUGAUGAAUUACAAGAACCUGAAUUAACUAUAAAAGAUUUUAUAAAAGCAAUCAAAACUACAAGACCUACAGUUAAUGAAACUGAUUUACAAAAACAAAUUGAUUUUACAAAUGAUUUUGGUCAAGAAGGUAAUUAG
This is a messenger RNA of Hansenula ciferrii, 1290 nucleotides long. RefSeq names its product AAA family ATPase VPS4 (gene VPS4). Gene Ontology annotation, molecular function: ATP binding; ATP hydrolysis activity. NCBI's taxonomy places the organism in Eukaryota, Fungi, Ascomycota, Saccharomycetes, Phaffomycetales, Wickerhamomycetaceae. The record is from RefSeq and is a predicted model, not a curated record. Bases 1 to 1290 code for a protein of 429 amino acids. Gene Ontology annotation, biological process: vacuole organization; endosomal transport. The transcript has a single exon.